Fundulus heteroclitus (mummichog) is the source of this 1845-nucleotide messenger RNA. RefSeq names its product ubiquitin carboxyl-terminal hydrolase 2. Bases 103 to 1305 code for a protein of 400 amino acids. Gene Ontology annotation, biological process: protein deubiquitination. The record is from RefSeq and is a predicted model, not a curated record. NCBI's taxonomy places the organism in Eukaryota, Metazoa, Chordata, Actinopteri, Cyprinodontiformes, Fundulidae. The transcript has 12 exons. Gene Ontology annotation, cellular component: cytoplasm. Gene Ontology annotation, molecular function: cysteine-type deubiquitinase activity.
UCCGCCGGUAAAAACUGCGACGCGCACCGCCGCUGUCACACUUCAACAGUGCUAAGCGACACGGAACACCGACACCGAAGAACCGAGAGAACCGAGAGAACCAUGCCGUCCAUGCGACACUCCUACACGGUGACAGUCCCGGGACAUGCCGCCGGUCUGCUGCUGGACGAACCGGAGCUGCGGCGGAAGCAGCAGCUGUCCCGGUCCAUGCUGGUGUCCACCUUCAUGGGUCUGAUCAUCAACCCGGCCAAGAGCAAGAAUCCUCAGGGUCUGGUGGGUUUAAGGAACCUGGGCAACACGUGUUUCAUGAACUCCAUCCUGCAAUGCCUGAGCAACACGUCGGAGCUGAGAGACUACUGCCUGAGGAACGUCCACCAUGUGGAGCUGAACGGGAGGAGCAACGUGGCCCUCAUGGAAGAGUUUGCCAAGCUGACUCAGAGUCUGUGGACGUCUGCGACCAACGAGGCCAUCAGUCCCUCUGAGUUCAGGAACCAGAUCCAGAAAUUUGCCCCAAAGUUUGUUGGUUGCAACCAGCAGGACGCCCAGGAGUUCCUGCGCUUCCUGUUGGAAGGCCUCCACAACCAGGUGAACCGGGCCACCGUCUGCCGAAAGGUGUCCGUAGAGGACGUUGACCGCCUAGCCGAUGAUGAAAAAGCCAGGCGGAUGUGGAACAUGUACCUGGAGAGGGAGGACAGUAAAGUUGUGGACCUGUUUGCUGGGCAGCUGAAAAGCUCUCUGACCUGCACCGUCUGCGGCUUCCGCUCCACCGUCUUCGAGCCGUUCUGGGACCUCUCCAUACCCAUCGCUCAGAAGAGCUCUGGUGAAGUGACUCUGAAAGACUGCUUGAGGCUCUUCACCAGAGAAGAUGUGCUCGACGGAGAAGAAAAACCGACGUGCAACAAAUGCAAAGCCAGAAGAAAAUGCACAAAGAGGUUCAGCAUCCAGAGGUUCCCCCAGAUUCUCGUGCUUCACCUGAAGCGCUUCUCAGACAUGAACGUCCGAGCGAGCAAACUUUCCACCUACGUGGACUUUCCUCUCAAAGACCUGGACCUGCGGGAGUUUUCGGCGGCGAGCUGCGAGCGUCCCGUCUACAACCUCUACGCCGUGUCCAACCACACCGGGAACACCCUGGGAGGCCAUUACACGGCGUCCUGCAGGAACCCGGCGCUGGGGGAGUGGUACAGCUACAAUGACUCCAGGGUGAGCCCCAUGUCGUCCAGCCAGGUGCGCAGCAGCAACGCCUACGUCCUCUUCUACGAGAUGGCCAACUCCUCGCACGGCAAGUACCAGACGUGUCGGCUGUAGACGGCGAGGCGGAGGAGUGAACUGCACCCAACUGAGCCUGACCUGGACCCUGCCUGCAGACAGAGGGGCGGAGAGCUCCCUCUAGUGGAGAGGAAACUGACAUUACAAACUGUGAAGACGGAGCAGAAAGCUGAUAUUAUGGAUGGAGCUUAAAGAACUGGAAAAAAUGCAUCUUCAUGAAAAACUUCUUGAAAAGGGUCAAGAUUGAACAAAAAGUAGUUUUGCAGCCAUUUUUGUACUCCCUCCUGUCGCUUUCCAUUUCAAUAUUUAUAAAUUAUCUUGAAGAACGUCAUGAACAAGACAUAAUUUAUUUUAUUUAAUUGAAUGUAUUUGUUGUAUGUCUUAAUAUUAAUUAAUAUUUUUGACUGGAGUGAUGGCGUGAGGACGUUUUUAAGUGGAAAUAAUAUUUUUGUACAGUAUUUAUGAACAGCAGAGUGAAUGUAAUGUGACCGAAGCGUCUUGCAUCCUUUCCUGCAGGAUGUCGCUGACUUUACACGGAGAAUCUGUAAAUGAUUAAAAGUCAUCACUAACUGACUCAGU